UUGCGACACUUAUUUUCUAGUUUUCUUUUGUUUUAUUCUUUUCGAUUUUUCUUAAAUUUCCACGAGUAUAAAAGAUCUUUCAAAGUUGGAAAGAACACAAGAGGGAAACUGGUGCACUAGUUUACAGGAUGGCCCUCCUCCUCUCGUCAUACUCAAACUCAUCUCUCUUCUCCGAAAAGCUCACCAGCCCACCUUCUCUUCUCCCCUCUUCUAAUAUCCCAACAUCUGUCUCCUUCUUCUUCAACAAACCUUCUAGAACUCUUCUUCUCGCUUCCACGAAUCUGAAUUUUCAAAGUCCCACAUUCCCCUCCUUAAUCCCAUGCUCUUCCCUUUCAGAACCCACACCCGAACCCGAACCCGAUCCUAACCCCAACCCACCUCCACUCACCAUAACUGACGAAUGGGGAGAACAAGUAGAACCCGAAACCCAACCCGAGUACCCGAAAGGUACGGACGAGGAUCCUCCAAAGGACGACGACGAGUGGGGGGCGGAGUAUGAGUCGGGUGGAAAUGGUAGCGCUGGAGGUUUGGUAGUGGAAAAAGAUGAUAGAAUAGAGGAUUUAAAGAGGUGUUUGGUGGAUACGGUUUAUGGAACUAAAUUCGGGUUUCAGGCCAGCCCCGAAAUUAGGGGAGAGGUUUUGGAGUUAGUUAAUCAGUUGGAGGCUCUGAACCCAACUCCAGCACCCGUGGAUUCUUCUCAGAUACUGGAUGGAACCUGGAUUCUGCUGUACACUGCAUUUUCUGAGUUAUUGCCACUACUGGCAGUGGGUUCAGUACCUUUGCUGAAAGUUGAAAAGAUAUCCCAAGAAGUUGAUACCAGCAACCUCUCCAUUGUGAACUCUACUACAUUGUCCAGCCCUUUUGCCACUUUCUCUUUUAGUGCGUCUGCCUCAUUUGAAGUUCGAAGUUCUUCAAGAAUACAGGUCGAAUUUAGGGAAGGCAGCCUGCAACCUCCAGAGAUAAAUUCCAAAAUUGAUCUCCCAGUAAAUGUAGAUGUUUUUGGUCAGAAUAUCAAUUUGUCGCCUUUGCAGCAGUCUCUCAAUCCUCUGCAGGAGUUGGUGGCAAAUAUUUCAAGAACCAUAUCUGGUCAGCCACCACUUAAGGUUCCUAUUCCAGGUGAUCGAUCAAGGUCCUGGCUUCUAAUAACGUACCUUGAUGAGGAUCUACGAAUCUCUAGAGGAGAUGGCGGUCUUUUUGUUCUAGUUAAAGAAGGAAGUCCACUUCUAGAUUAGUAAGCCAGGUACAAUCUGCAGGGGACUGUUCUAUUUGUAAAGCACAUAAAAGGUAUUCUUGCCAUUUUACCUCUUAUAGAACACAAAAUAGUUUAAAAGGUAAAGAAGAUGCCUCUAUUUCUGCUUGUUGGGAAGCUGGUUAAAAGAUCACAAACUUGAACUGAAACAAUUACAAUCUAGUAAAAAUAUUUGUGUGUUCUGCCUUGUUGGAAGGUUCAGGCUAACGUCAUAUCUGUUAAAGGAAAGGAACUUCCUUGAACUGUUUGAAGAUUUUGUUUGGACUGAAUUCUCUUUCUGAGCCCUGUGAUAAAUCCUGCAAUAAAUUGUAGUAUCAGUUCUUAACAAUGUAUAAGUAUACUACUAAUCUAUAUAUAUAUAUUAAUUUUUGAAAUUUAAAUUUUUUUUGA
This is a messenger RNA of Ricinus communis (castor bean), 1639 nucleotides long. Its product is annotated as plastoglobulin-1, chloroplastic. The coding region runs from base 129 to 1232 and encodes 367 amino acids. Lineage: Eukaryota; Viridiplantae; Streptophyta; Magnoliopsida; Malpighiales; Euphorbiaceae. The transcript has 3 exons. The record is from RefSeq and is a predicted model, not a curated record.